Messenger RNA from Torulaspora globosa, 2139 nucleotides. RefSeq names its product Dur3p (gene DUR3). The coding region runs from base 1 to 2139 and encodes 712 amino acids. The transcript has a single exon. Gene Ontology annotation, molecular function: urea transmembrane transporter activity; putrescine transmembrane transporter activity; spermidine transmembrane transporter activity. Lineage: Eukaryota; Fungi; Ascomycota; Saccharomycetes; Saccharomycetales; Saccharomycetaceae. Gene Ontology annotation, cellular component: plasma membrane. The record is from RefSeq and is a predicted model, not a curated record. Gene Ontology annotation, biological process: spermidine transport; putrescine transport; urea transmembrane transport.
AUGUCCGGAAGCGCAGGAAGCCCGCUGCCACAAGGCGCUGGCUACGCUGUUGUGAUCGGUUUAGGAUUUGUUUUUGCGGCUGGUAUGAUUUUAACCACCUUUAUUCUUCGUCGCUAUCAGAAGGAAAUUAUCACAUCAGAGGAAUUCUCGACCGCUGGUCGAUCUGUGAAAACCGGGCUUAUUGCAGCAGCAGUUGUGUCUUCGUGGACGUGGGCAGCUACUUUGCUGCAAUCGUCUACCCAAGCUUACAAGAACGGCAUAUCUGGUCCGUUCUUUUAUGCGGCUGGUGCAUGUUGUCAGAUCAUCCUAUUCGCAUUCAUUGCCAUAAAGGCCAAACAGAAGGCUCCAGAUGCGCAUACUUAUUUAGAAAUUAUCAAAACCAGGUAUGGGGGUGCUGCUCACGCAGUUUUCGUUUUCUUUGCCGUUGCGACAAAUGUGCUGGUCACUGCAAUGUUGCUUACUGGCGGUGCUGCCACGAUCAGUGAUCUGACUGGUAUGAAUUCGGUGGCCUGCAUCUUCCUGCUACCAGUGGGCGUUAUGAUCUAUACUUUGUGUGGUGGUAUCAAGGCUACUUUUUUGACAGACUACGUUCACACUAUUGCCCUUGUGGUUAUCAUCCUUACAUUUGCCUUCACAACUUAUGCUACCAGUGAUAAACUGGGCUCUCCAGGAGCUGUCUGGGAGCUAGUCACUCAGGCCGGAAAGGAUCACCCUGUGGAAGGUAAUGCAAAGGGUUCCUAUCUGACUAUGAAUUCUAGAUCGGGAGGUAUCUUCUUCGUGAUUAAUAUUGUGGGUAAUUUCGGCAGUGUUUGGUUGGACAAUGGUUAUUGGAACAAAGCCAUUGCUUCUUCUCCAGCAGCUGCUUUGCCUGGGUAUGUUCUAGGCGGUCUCGCUUGGUUUGGUAUACCUUGGCUUACCGCAACUACUCUCGGUCUGGCUUGCCUAGCACUCGAGUCCUCUCCUUCUUUUCCUACCUAUCCAAAUAGAUUGAGCGCUGAGGAAGUUGCCGCGGGCCUGGCUUUACCAAACGCUGCUGUGGCUCUGAUGGGGAAGAGCGGUGCAGUAGCCACUCUUAUUAUGGUUUUCAUGGCUAUCACAUCGGCAAUGUCUGCCGAGCUGAUCAGUAUCUCUUCCAUUUUCACUUACGAUAUUUACAAGGGCUACAUUAAUCCUAAUGCGAGCGGCAAGAAACUGAUCUUUUCAUCACAUGCUACUGUUGUUGUUUUCACGCUCGUUAUGUCAGGCUUUGCUACUGGGCUACAUUACGCAGGCAUUUCCAUGGGUUAUUUAUACGAUUUGAUGGGUAUCAUCAUUUCAGCUGCUGUCGUGCCGACUGGGGCCACUUUGCUAUCCAAAAGACAAAACAGGAUUGCUGCUAUUGUGUCCCCAAUACUUGGGACAAGUACUUCAAUCAUGGCUUGGCUAGUUUGCACGAAGGUUCAGUAUGGAUCUAUCACAGUCGACAAUACUUAUCAAGACGAUCCUAUGCUUGUUGGAAAUGUCGUAGCGUUACUCUCACCUGCAAUCUACAGCCCCAUUUUGACAGUUAUCUUCGGGCCACAGAACUUCGAUUGGGACGUUUUAAAACAAAUUAAGAAAGUUGACGAAUUUGAAGAGCUAGAAGACGUUCUUCCGACAACCUACAAGGAAGUUACAGAAAACAAUAGCGACGAAGGCUCUGAUAAAUUGAAACAAGUAAGAUCACAAGUUUCGGAAGUUCUUGAUGGCCUUGUCGACGAUAAAUGCAUUGCGCAGCACAAGGCAGAAGAAGAGCAUUUGAGAAAAGCCUCGAAAAUCGCAGGGUAUCUUUCCUUGUUCCUAAGUAUUGCAAUGCUGGUCGUUUGGCCAAUGCCAAUGUACGGUUCCCAGUAUAUCUUUUCCAAGGAAUUUUUCACUGGAUGGGUCGUUGUUGCAAUAAUCUGGAUGUUCUUUACCGCAUUCACCGUCAUCGUAUAUCCUUUGUACGAAGGAAGACAUGUCAUUUUCACUUCACUUCGGGGUAUCUAUUGGGAUCUCACAGGACAAUCGCAUAAGUUGAGAGAGUGGCAGACUGAUCAUCCUGAAGAACUUCAUGUCGUACAGAGUCAAAUGUCUAACAGAGUUCGAGAGUACUCUAAUAUCGACGACAAUUUGGAAUAG